AUGUACAAUCGAGGGAAACUGACGCCCAAAAAGUUCUGGAAGAAGCCGGAGGUCAGUCUGGUGUUCUGGAAUCGUGUGCAGGAGCGUCUCGAUGACAUCUACUACCUGCCACUUGCAAAUGGCAGCGAGGCCCCUCAAGACUUUCGGGGAAUCCCACGUUGGCUGAAUCGCACAAGUCCCUGCAAGCCGGACAGCAGGGUGACGACAGAGAUUGAAGACUUUAAGUCCCUACCGCAGCGAUUCCAGGACUUCUUGUUGUACAUGGGAUGUAGGUCGUACCCCUUGAUAACGGACGCACCCAACGUGUGUUCUGAAACGCCGUACCUCUGGAAACUGACGCCCAAAAAGUUCUGGAAGAAACCGGAGGUCAGUCUGGUGUUCUGGAAUCGUGUGCAGGAGCGUCUCGAUGACAUCUACUACCUGCCACUUGCAAAUGGCAGCGAGGCCCCUCAAGACUUUCGGGGAAUCCCACGUUGGCUGAAUCGCACAAGUCCCUGCAAGCCGGACAGCAGGGUGACGACAGAGAUUGAAGACUUUAAGUCCCUACCGCAGCGAUUCCAGGACUUCUUGUUGUACAUGGGAUGUAGGUCGUACCCCUUGAUAACGGACGCACCCAACGUGUGUUCUGAAACGCCGUACCUCUUGCUUGCAGUGAAGUCCAUUGCGGCACAUUUCGACCGACGGCAGGCAAUCCGGGAAUCAUGGGGCCGCGCUGGGAUCCUCGACGGCCGGCGCAUUGCGACGGUGUUCCUACUUGGCAGCACGGCAGCGACGGACCACUUCCCGAACUUGUCGGACAUGGUCAAGCACGAAGCGGCGUUGUACGGCGACGUCCUGCAGUGGGAUUAUCGAGACUCGUUCUUCAAUCUCACCUUAAAGGAAGUCCUCUUUCUGGAGUGGUUUGGGACUCAUUGCGCUUCUGCCAAGUAUGUGUUCAAAGGCGACGACGAUGUUUUCGUCAAUACGCGGCAUAUGCUGGCUUACCUGGGCAACUUUUCUGUGUCCAAGACACAGGACCUUUUUGUUGGCGAUGUGAUCACCAAUGCUGGACCACACCGGACCAAACACCUGAAGUAUUACAUCCCCGAGAGCGUGUUUCGAGGAGUUUACCCACCGUACGCCGGAGGCGGAGGCUACCUGUAUUCUGGGAAUCUGGGGCUGCGGUUAAGAACGAUCUCGCGUCUGGUCACGUUGUACCCAAUAGACGACGUCUACACUGGGAUGUGUCUGAAGAGACUGGGACUAGUACCGGAGAAACACAUGGGCUUUAAGACCUUUGACAUUGAGGAGAAGCACAGAGAGAAUCCUUGUGCUUACAAAAGGCUGAUUCUGGUCCAUCCCAGGAGCCCCCAGGACAUGAUAAAGAUCUGGUCUUGGAUUAAUGACCCAAAAGCGAAAUGUUACAUCGUAAAUACACCGCAAGCGAAGGGCGCAAAGCGACGCAACAGAAGCAAAUAG
Molecule: messenger RNA, 1458 nt
Organism: Sinocyclocheilus anshuiensis
Lineage: Eukaryota; Metazoa; Chordata; Actinopteri; Cypriniformes; Cyprinidae
Product: N-acetyllactosaminide beta-1,3-N-acetylglucosaminyltransferase 2-like
Exons: 1
Coding region: 1-1458 (485 amino acids)
Biological process (GO): poly-N-acetyllactosamine biosynthetic process; protein O-linked glycosylation
Cellular component (GO): Golgi membrane
Molecular function (GO): UDP-glycosyltransferase activity; hexosyltransferase activity
Source: RefSeq, a predicted model, not a curated record